Molecule: messenger RNA, 690 nt
Organism: Drosophila hydei
Lineage: Eukaryota; Metazoa; Arthropoda; Insecta; Diptera; Drosophilidae
Product: ejaculatory bulb-specific protein 3
Exons: 2
Coding region: 111-488 (125 amino acids)
Source: RefSeq, a predicted model, not a curated record
GCUAACAGCUUGGCAAUCAAAGCUGUGCUGUCGUACGCAACACACACAAGAGAAACCCCAUCACCAAGUCGCAGUUCAGCAACAAAAACAACAAGCGCUCUUGAGACAAGAUGAAGGCAUCGCUGGUCAUACUACUGAUAGGCGUGAUCGUCGCCCUCGCCUCGGCUAAGCCCGAUCAGAAAUACACGAACAAGUUCGACAAUGUCAACGUGGACGAAGUGCUAAACAACAAUCGCAUCUUGGAUAACUACAUCAGGUGCCUGCUGGAAAAUGGACCCUGCACGCCCGAGGGACGCGAGCUGAAGAAACUGCUGCCCGAUGCGCUCCAAUCGGAGUGCUCCAAAUGCACCGAGGUACAGCGUCGCAACUCCAACAAGGUGAUCAAUUACCUGCGUGCUAGAAGGCCCGGCGAUUGGAAGCUGCUCCUGGACAAGUAUGAUUCAAAGGGCAUCUACAGGUCCAAGUACGAGAAGAACGCCAAGCAUUAAAAAAAAGAACAUCAAAUCAAAUCAAAUUGUAUUGUCAGCUAAAAACAUACUCGUUAUUUAAACUACAUAAUAACAAUAGAAACAAAAUUAAGAUAAAAAAAAUUAUAAAACUUUAAAUUAUCUGAUCGGGGUUUUCUUUUAUCUAUUUUGCUCAUACCUAAAUACUUGCAAUGCAAAUUUUAUUACAAGAUUGAUCCAAAAU